AUGCCAUAUUCAAAACGUCAGUUACAAGCUCAACAAGCAAUUUCCAAAUGUUGGAAACCCAAUGAUUUAUCUAUAUUGGACUCAACUUCUCAGGAACCGCAUAAUGAUAAUGAUAAUUCUGAAGAUGUUAUGCAUCAAACAAACAUUGAGAACUUAGAUGUACAUGUCUCUAAUCGUUCACAACGAUACUUGGGUAACUCAGCACGAACUAUACGACGAAAAAAUGCUAUACUUCGGGAAACUGCUAAAAAUAUGGCUGAAAAUAAAACGAAUGCUGCAAAUAAAAAGGAUUUAGAAAAAGGCACAAAGGCACGAAUUGAAGCCGUUCAGCAGUAUAUACGAUACCUUAUUAAUGAUUACCAGUCAACUAAAGCAAGCGAAAUUGUACAACAAGGCUUGGGAUGGAAAUCUUGGUCAGCAAGGCUUAUUCGAUCAUGGGCAACUCAAUGGAUUCGUAAUAAGAAUAUUCCUGUAUCAAAACGUGACAAGCAUCCAAAAAUUCGAAAACUUCUUAGUGAUGAGGAUGUAACUUUACAAAUUCUAAGUUAUAUCCGUACAUUACCGAAAAAUGAAUAUCUUACAAUAAAAAAACUUCAUUAUUACAUUAAUACAACUGUGUUACCUUCUCUUGGUUGUGAUAUUGAAAAUAAA
This is a messenger RNA of Acaulospora morrowiae, 651 nucleotides long. NCBI's taxonomy places the organism in Eukaryota, Fungi, Glomeromycota, Glomeromycetes, Diversisporales, Acaulosporaceae. The record is from the annotation of a GenBank genome assembly.